Sinocyclocheilus anshuiensis is the source of this 2150-nucleotide messenger RNA. Its product is annotated as importin subunit alpha-6-like. Lineage: Eukaryota; Metazoa; Chordata; Actinopteri; Cypriniformes; Cyprinidae. Gene Ontology annotation, biological process: protein import into nucleus. Gene Ontology annotation, molecular function: protein binding; nuclear import signal receptor activity. The record is from RefSeq and is a predicted model, not a curated record. Gene Ontology annotation, cellular component: cytoplasm. The transcript has 14 exons. The coding region runs from base 81 to 1706 and encodes 541 amino acids.
CCUCAGCUGGAGAACACGGGAGGGUCUUGAGAGAAAUUUAAAAACCCACGGCAAGUAUUUCCCUCUCCGAUCUACGACUAAUGGCUGAAGACGCGAUGGCAAGCCCAGGCAAAGAAAACUAUCGAAUGAAGAGCUACAAGAAUAAAGCACUGAACCCCCAGGAAAUGCGGAGACGGAGAGAGGAGGAUGGGAUACAGCUCCGUAAACAGAAGAGGGAGGAGCAGCUGUUCAAGAGAAGGAAUGUGUGUCUGCCAUCUGGUGAUGAGUCCAUGCUUGAAUGCCCCAUUCAGGACCCUGAUAUCAGCUCCACUGUACCUGUAUCAGGUGAAGGAGUUAUAACCCAAGACAUGAUUCAGAUGAUCUUCUCUGAGAAUCCAGACCAGCAGCUCAUAGCCACUCAGAAGUUCAGAAAGUUACUCUCUAAAGAGCCCAAUCCUCCCAUUGAUGAGGUCAUCCACACACCUGGUGUCAUCAACCGGUUUGUUGAAUUCCUAAAAAGGAGUGAUAACUGGACUCUGCAGUUUGAAGCUGCCUGGGCCCUGACCAACAUUGCCUCAGGGACCUUCCUACACACCAAGGUGGUCAUUGAGAUGGGGGCUGUGCCCAUCUUCAUAGAGCUGCUCAACUCCGAGUAUGAGGAUGUACAAGAGCAGGCAGUGUGGGCGUUAGGAAAUAUUGCCGGGGAUAAUGCAGAGUGCAGAGACUAUGUCCUCAACUGUUGCAUCUUGCCCUCUCUUCAGCAGUUGCUUGAAAAAUCAAACCGGCUCACUACCACCCGGAACGCCGUGUGGGCGCUAUCCAACCUGUGCAGAGGGAAAAAUCCGCCUCCGGACUUCGCAAAGGUGUCACCAAGUCUGAGCGUGCUCUCCAGUUUGCUCUUCAGCAGUGAUCCUGAUGUUCUUGCAGAUGCCUGCUGGGCACUUUCAUACCUGUCCGAUGGACCCAAUGACAAAAUCCAGACAGUUAUUGACUCGGGCGUGUGCCGCAGGCUGGUGGAGUUGCUCAUGCACAGUGAUUACAAGGUGGUGUCCCCUGCACUUAGAGCAGUGGGGAACAUUGUAACAGGAGAUGAUAUUCAGACCCAGGUGAUUCUGAACUGCUCCGCUCUGCCCUGCCUGCUCCAUUUACUUAGUAGUCCGAAAGAAUCCGUCAAAAAAGAGGCCUGCUGGACCGUCUCCAAUAUCACCGCUGGGAACAGAGUGCAAAUCCAGGCGGUAAUCGAUGCCAACAUAUUCCCAGUGCUAAUCGAGAUACUGCAGAAAGCUGAGUUCCGUACCAGGAAAGAGGCCGCAUGGGCAAUAACCAAUGCCACCUCAGGAGGCAUGCCAGAGCAGAUUAGGUACUUGGUUUCUCUCAACACCAUAAAGCCCAUGUGUGACCUGCUGACAGUGAUGGACUCCAAGAUUGUGCAGGUGGCUCUGAACGGCCUGGAGAACAUCCUCAGACUGGGAGAACAGGAGUCUAAACAGAAUGGAAUAGGCAUCAAUCCUUACUGCUCUCUCAUCGAAGAGGCUUACGGCUUGGACAAGAUUGAGUUCCUGCAGAGCCAUGAGAACCAGGAGAUAUACCAGAAGGCCUUUGACCUGAUCGAGCACUACUUUGGGGUCGAGGAGGAGGAUGCAAGCAUCGUUCCACAGGUGGAUCAGAAUCAGGGCCAGUACAUUUUCCAGCAGUCUGAGGGACCGAUGGAAGGCUUCCAGCUCUAACCCGUAUGGCCAAGCUUCAGGCCUUGCUUCCUCCAUCCUGCCUGGAGUCUCCUCUCCCUCCUUCUCUGCAGCGCAGGACCUCAGCUCAAGCCUCGCUCCAAGACACAGAGGCCCGUACCCGCUACUCACAACAGAGAUGACGCCUGCGCCCCCUGCCCCAAACCCUAUCCACUAAAUCUUCCAUUUCCAUCUUGCCCAUAUUCCAAGCUCCAUUAUCAAGAGAGAAAUCUGUGAGAUGGACCGAGGAGAGCAAAGCUCAGAGUCUGUAGUUUAAGUCCUGUUGAGACUUAGAAAAAGCAUCUUUCUUUUAUUAUUAUUGUUGUUGAUGUUAUUAUUAUGAUUAUUAGACAUUGGCACUGGUCUCCUGUAAAGUAAACUUUACUCCAUAUCCCUUGAGAAAUGUGAAACUACCUCUUCAAUCAGAAAAAAAAAAAAUUUGUGAGA